Messenger RNA from Paramisgurnus dabryanus, 1636 nucleotides. It is a transcript of the gene ptgis, whose product is annotated as prostaglandin I2 (prostacyclin) synthase. Gene Ontology annotation, molecular function: heme binding; iron ion binding; oxidoreductase activity, acting on paired donors, with incorporation or reduction of molecular oxygen. The record is from RefSeq and is a predicted model, not a curated record. Gene Ontology annotation, biological process: prostaglandin biosynthetic process. Lineage: Eukaryota; Metazoa; Chordata; Actinopteri; Cypriniformes; Cobitidae.
CGUACGUAAUAGCAGUGACGUGUUGUUACUUCAGUUUGAGAAGAGUAUUUGACUGCACAAGCAUCGCGUUUGCUUACAUUGUCAGCUCAUGAUGGUCUGGACUGCUGCUCUUCUAUUUUUGGGACUCGUUGUUUUGUUGGUGUACUCGAGACGCAGACGCCGAAGAAAUGAACCUCCUCUUGACAACGGUGUAAUCCCAUGGCUUGGCCAUGCACUUGAGUUUGGAAAAGAUGCUGCUAAAUUCCUGACACGGAUGAAACAGAAACAUGGAGACAUAUUUACAGUUCAUGUGGCUGGAAAAUACGUCACUGUACUGUUGGACUCAAACAGUUAUAAUACUGUCCUAUCAGACGACGUCUCUCUGGAUGCCACCGGCUACGCUAAGCUCCUGAUGAAGAAGAUCUUCGACCUGGAUCUGCCCAAUCACAGCCCAGAGUCUGAAAGGAGGAGAGCACAAAUACAUUUUCAGGGGACCGGUCUAACCCAACUGCGCAGCUCAAUGCACAGCAACCUGCAGUUGCUCUUGACCUCUUCAGAAACAGGCCUUAGUACACCUGAGUGGAACAAAGAUGGACUCUUUCAUUUUUGUUACAGCCUGCUGUUCAAGGCUGCUUAUCUCACUGUUUUUGGCACAGAGAACAAUAGUGAAGAACUGACAGAAAUUUACGAGGAGUUCCGCCGGUUUGACAAGCUUUUGCCUAAACUAGCAAGAGGCACCCAGAGCAAAGAGGAAACAAAAGUGGCAAAUUCGGCACGGCAGAGGCUUUGGGAAAUCUUAACUCCAUCCAGCAUAGAAAGAGAUGCAAAGCAGGAGUCGUGGUUGCAGAGUUACAUACGUCAUCUUCAGGAUGAAGGCCUGAAUACUGAGACUCAGAGGAAAGCGAUGCUACUUCAGCUAUGGGUCACACAAGGAAACGCUGGACCAGCGGCAUUCUGGGUAGUGGGCUUCUUACUUACCCACCCUGAAGCUCUAAGGGCAGUGAGAGAGGAAAUCAAAGCUGUACAGCAUCUUCCUUCAGGAGAGAGACACACUCCAGUCUUUGAUAGUGUUCUUAAAGAGACGCUGCGCCUAACUGCAGCUGCACUCAUUACUAGAGAAGUGAUGCGAGAUACGAAGAUACGUUUAAGCAACGGUCAAGAUUACCAUCUCAGACAGGGCGACCGACUCUGUGUUUUUCCCUUCCUCAGCCCUCAGAUGGACCCACAGAUCCACCAACAGCCAGAGAUGUUCAUAUUUGAACGCUUUCUUACUGAAAAUAAGACGGGGAAAAAGGAAUUCCUCAAGGAGGGAAUAAGAGUGAAGUAUCCCAUCAUGCCAUGGGGCACAGGAGAAAACAUCUGUCCAGGACGUGAUUUUGCAGUUAGUGCCAUUAAAGAGUUUGUGUUCACAAUCCUGACUCGAUUUGACCUGGAAUUGUGUGACAGGAACGCCGUCAUGCCGUCCGUAGACACCAGCAGAUAUGGCUUUGGUAUGCUACAACCAAGUGGAGAUCUCAAGAUUCGCUACAGAGCAAAAUCUUAACAGCACUAAUUUAAUUAAAACUGUACAUAUAAUGUUUUACUAUGUAUAUACAGUAGAAAUAUAAAGCAUGUCAUGAUUAUUUAUUGCAUUAAUAAAUACACUACUGUCACUUAU